AGCGGAGGGCAGCUUCUGGUUGGUUGUCAGUGGAGCCGCUGCAUUCAAUAUCUCAUGGACGAAACAGGAAGCGAAUAGCCAGUGGCGGAGUAUAAAAUUGAUGAUCAGCAAUCGUUUACCUUUUCAUUUGGCCCGUGUGUGUGUUCCUGUGCUCUUCGCCAGCUCUGCUAAUAAGGAAACAGCAAGCUUCUUGGACGUCCCCUCACAGCUCAUGCACCUUGCGUGACAUUGCAGAGCACACACAGCCGGUCUCUUCUCCACGCAGAUCAACAGUUUUGAAGCAUGGCAUGCAAUCAGGGAAACGGAUCCCCAUCCAAUGGUGGCAAGCCCAGGAAGGUGGCACUCAUGACAGGAAUUACAGGCCAGGAUGGCUCUUACUUGGCUGAAUUCCUUUUGGCAAAGGGCUACGAGGUGCAUGGCAUUGUACGUCGAUCAAGCUCUUUCAACACAGGCAGGAUUGAGCAUCUGUACAAGAAUCCACAAGCUCACACUGAAGGGAAUAUGAAACUACACUAUGGAGAUCUUACUGACAGUACCUGCUUGGUCAAAAUAAUUAAUGAUGUCAAACCUACUGAAAUCUAUAAUCUUGGAGCUCAGAGCCAUGUAAAGAUUUCCUUUGACCUGGCAGAAUACACAGCAGAUGUUGAUGGUGUAGGUACUUUGCGACUACUUGAUGCAGUGAAGACCUGUGGCCUAAUUAAGACAGUAAAGUUCUAUCAAGCCUCAACAAGUGAACUGUAUGGAAAAGUGCAGGAAAUCCCCCAGAAGGAAACCACACCAUUUUACCCUCGAUCGCCAUACGGUGCAGCAAAACUGUAUGCUUACUGGAUUGUGGUUAAUUUCAGGGAAGCAUAUAACCUGUUUGCAGUCAAUGGUAUUCUAUUCAACCAUGAGAGCCCUCGUAGAGGGGCAAAUUUUGUAACCCGAAAAAUUAGCCGUUCAGUAGCUAAGAUUCACCUCGGACAGAUGGAGUCUUUCAGCCUUGGAAAUCUGGAUGCCAAGAGAGAUUGGGGUCAUGCCAAGGACUAUGUUGAGGCUAUGUGGCUGAUGCUGCAAACAGAUGAGCCUGAGGAUUUUGUGAUAUCUACUGGGGAGGUCCACAGCGUUCGGGAGUUUGUGGAGAAAGCUUUCAAGCAUAUCGACAAAACCAUUGUGUGGGAGGGCAAGAAUGAAAAUGAAGUGGGCCGCUGCAGUGAGACUGGGAAGAUUCAUGUGAAAGUUGAUCUCAAGUACUACAGACCAACUGAAGUGGAAUUCCUCCAAGGAGACUGUAGUAAAGCCAAACAGAAGCUGGGCUGGGAACCUAAAGUGCCAUUUGAAGAUCUGGUGAAGGAGAUGGUAGAAUCAGAUCUUCAUCUAAUGAAAACCAAUCCCAAUGCCUAAAAAGGAAAAAAAGUCUGCCACUUGUAUCUGUCAAAGCAGCCAGUGCUAGCUUAUAACAUCUAAUCACUUCUCUACAAAAAGAUUUCUAAUAUCUAUUCAAUAUUUACUUGUGUGCAUGACUGCACAAUCUUUGGAAGUCUGUUGGGAAAUUUACUGGGCAUUCUGUUUCUUUUGUUAUUUUAGGCUUUAUUGUGCAAUCUAUUCAAUGCUGCUGUAUUGUGGGGAAUUUUUGUAUUGCACGUACUUGUCUGAUAAAAAAAAAAGAAUAUGAUCUUUUUCUAUACCUUUUUGACAUGAAUCUUGUUUCUCAAUAAAUUGCAUUUCUAUGAAAA
Molecule: messenger RNA, 1715 nt
Organism: Rana temporaria (common frog)
Lineage: Eukaryota; Metazoa; Chordata; Amphibia; Anura; Ranidae
Gene: GMDS
Product: GDP-mannose 4,6-dehydratase
Exons: 12
Coding region: 283-1383 (366 amino acids)
Biological process (GO): GDP-mannose metabolic process
Molecular function (GO): GDP-mannose 4,6-dehydratase activity
Source: RefSeq, a predicted model, not a curated record